ACUCACUCACAGUCAACUUUUUCCACCAUACACAUAAGUGAUAACCAGAAAUCCCAAAUUCAUUGUGCUAAAAUGGCGAAAUCACAAGAACAACAAGUUAAAGCACUUCGCGAAAUCAUCAAUUCCCCAGGCUGCCAUCAAGGUCCAGCUUCUUUCGACGCACUCAGCGCCAAACUAAUCGAAUCCGCCGGUUUCUCUUACUGCAUUACAAGCGGUUUCUCAAUUUCAGCAACCAGAUUAGGUCUUCCAGAUGCCGGUUUCAUUUCUUACGGUGAAAUCCUCGAUCAAGGUCGUAUCGUUACUCAAUCUGUUAAUAUUCCUGUUAUUGGUGAUGCUGAUAAUGGUUAUGGUAAUGCCAUGAAUGUUAAGAGAACUGUUAAGGGUUUUAUUUCUGCUGGUUUUGCUGGAAUCAUUCUCGAAGAUCAGAUGGCGCCAAAAGCAUGUGGACACACACGCGGGAGGAAAGUCGUUUCGAGAGAGGAGGCAGUUAUGAGGAUUAAAGCAGCAGUUGAUGCUAGAAAUGAGAGUGGAUCUGAUAUUGUGAUUGUGGCUCGCAGUGAUGCACGUCAAGGUGUGUCUCUUGAAGAAGCGCUUUGGAGGUCAAAUGCAUAUGCUGAAGCUGGAGCUGAUGUACUUUUUAUAGAUGCACUUGGUUCUGUUGAAGAGAUGAAGGCUUUUUGUCAAGUUGCUCCUCAUGUUCCUAAACUGGCAAAUAUGCUUGAAGGAGGAGGAAAAACACCGAUACUUAAUGCUCAGGAACUUGAUCAAGUUGGUUAUAAACUUGCUGUUUAUCCACUUUCUUUGAUGGGUGUUUCCAUACGAGCGAUGCAGGGUGCACUCGGUGCCAUCAAGGGAGGCGGUAUUCCUCCACCGGAGAGCAUGCCAUCUUUUGAAGAAAUUAAGGAUAUUGUUGGUUUCAACGCUUAUUAUAAAGAGGAGGAGCGCUAUGCUACGGGUACAGAUCACCAGCUUUAAGCCUUUAAGAAAAGAGAACAAAAUUGAGUAAAUAACAACCCUUUUACAGAAGGGCGUUUUAGUCUUCUCAUCUCAGUUGUAUUGUAUCGUAUGUAAUCUAGACAUGCUUUUAUCUCCUUAACUUGUGUAUCUGGUUCAGCAUAUGAAGCUAAAUAUCUGAUCAGCGUAUUUAUCAACAUGAAUAAAAUCCAUCUUAUGAAUCA
Molecule: messenger RNA, 1178 nt
Organism: Trifolium pratense (red clover)
Lineage: Eukaryota; Viridiplantae; Streptophyta; Magnoliopsida; Fabales; Fabaceae
Product: 2,3-dimethylmalate lyase-like
Exons: 4
Coding region: 73-975 (300 amino acids)
Molecular function (GO): catalytic activity
Source: RefSeq, a predicted model, not a curated record